Molecule: messenger RNA, 1914 nt
Organism: Closterium sp. NIES-65
Lineage: Eukaryota; Viridiplantae; Streptophyta; Zygnematophyceae; Desmidiales; Closteriaceae
Source: the annotation of a GenBank genome assembly
AUGCUUCCGCGGAGCAAGUCGGAAGCGGGUAGGGGCGGGGUUGCGCUUAGGAGGGGGAGAGCCCGCGCAGGAGCAGUGACGAUAGGGUCGGUGGGCUCUGAGGCGGAACUCGCGCAAGGGGUGGUACGGCGGGCGUCGCAGGGGGAGCUGGCUGCGGAGGAGGGGGGUGAUCAGGUGAACGUGGUCGCACAGAGGGCGCGUGCGACGGGUGCGAAAGAACGGAGGCGACAGCCGAGCGAGGAUAGCGCCAGCAGCACUAGUGGCAGCAGGGGUAGCAGCGGAAGCUCGGUGGGAGGUAUGAGUAUGAUACACUCCCAAGCGCAGCAGCAGCAACAAGCGCAACAGACGCAACAGGAGCAGCAGCCGCAGGAGCAGCAGAUGCAGCAGAAGACGAAGCAGGCGAAGCAGCACAGGAGAAGGAAGUCCGGGGGGGAUGUGACGGCUGCUGCUGCUGCUGCUGGUGGUUCUCAGGCUGGGUUGCCUGCAGGAGGGGAAGGCAUUGCGGGCGGUGGGGGCUAUGCAGAGCACGCCAAUGGAGGCAAUGGUGCUGGGGGAAGUGAUGGGGGGUCCCAAGGUGUCGCCUUCUCAGGUGGAGGCUUUUCCGGUGGAGGUCACCUAGGAGGCAACGGCUGGGGCAGGGGUGGCGUGGAAGGGGGCCCUGCAGCGUUGUAUGCGUCCCUGCUGGCUGUACACCCGCCCCUGAUCUCCAAAUCCGGUCGACAGGUCGUUCGGUGCCAGUGGUGCUCCCAGAUGCUGGCAGUGCCGGCGCAGCUGCAGCCGUCACACAAGGGCAGGCAGAAACUGCGGUGCGGCAAGUGCAUGCGCGUGUCUAAGUAUGCUGUCACUCUGCCGCCGCCCGACAUGCCUGGCCUACCCCUCCUUAUUCCUGUUGAGAGCGCACAAGAAAAGGGUGAUGUGCAGUCCCAGGACGCUCAGCAGCAGCAGCAGCAGCAGCAGCAGCAGCAGGGGUUGGCAGCUCAGCAAUCCCUGCCUCGCAGAGCAUCACAGGGAGCAGCAGGCGAAGCUCAGCCUUCAGCCAAGCACGUCCGCAAGUCCAGUGGUGGUUCUGACUCCAGUACCAGUGGUGUUGCACCUGCUCUCAGAAUGCCUAGUACUGGAGCGGCAGCAGCAGCAGCAGGAGCAGAGGGAGCAGGAGGAGUGAUGGCAGCAGCAGCUGUGGCAGACGAGAAUGGACAGGAGUUGGUCCCGAGGACCGCAUCAGGGAAGCGGUUCCAGCGGCAGGCACGGGACAUGCUGGCAACAAGACGAGUCACCGUGGGUCCGGGCGGCAAGCUGGCCACCGUUCCUUCCUUCCGUGCUGCUCCUCAGAUACAGGGAGGGACAGCAGGAGGAGGGGCGGCAGGAGGAGGGGCGGCAGGAGGAGGGGCGGCAGGAGAUGGUGCUGGUGGAGGGGGAGGGGAGAUGUCGCUGCGGCGAACAUCAACAGAGAGGAAGGGAGCGAAAGGGGUAGAGGGAGGGGGAGCAGUGGUGCUGAUGCCACGGAGCAGGACGAUGAGUAUGGGUGUGGAGGCACAGUACCGGAGAAAGGUGGUUGUGAAUGGGGUGCCUGUGCCGGACCAGAGGGUUCUUGUUGCAGAGCAGAGGAUUGGGAAGAUCGAGCCUGGGAAUUAUUGGUAUGACUGCAGAGCUGGGUUCUGGGGGCCUGUUGGGAGUGCGUCCUUGGGCGUCAUUCCAGCUUUCAUGCGCGAGCUAGGCAAUGCCCCUGUGUCCAUGGAUUGCUCCGGUGGCAAGAGCAAGAUUCUGGUGAAUGGACGAGAGCUGCAUCGAAAGGAUGUCAAAGUUCUGGCAGAGAAGGGUUUCCCUGAGACAUUGGGAGGCAGGUAUACGCUGGAUGCGGAUGGCACUCUGGUCAAUGAGUUUGGACGAGUGGCGGCUAACCUUGGGAGCCUGUAA